ACCAAAAGCAUCAGUACUUAGUAACUUUUUUUUAACAAAAAAGAAUGAAAUCAUUAAUGGGAAAUAUACAUUUCCGGAAUUGGACACAACUUCAGAUUUAUUAUUCAAAGCAAGUAAGACUAUUGAUUCAAAUAUGAUUAAUAAAGCUAUUUAUGAGGUAGCUAGUAAAAGCAAGAUACUUGAAACAAAUAAGAUUGAAGCACUUCUAGAAUAUUGGAAUCAAUUUGAAAUUAAACUAUUCAGGCUUAUUCAGGCAUUAUAA
Molecule: messenger RNA, 262 nt
Organism: Dentiscutata heterogama
Lineage: Eukaryota; Fungi; Glomeromycota; Glomeromycetes; Diversisporales; Gigasporaceae
Source: the annotation of a GenBank genome assembly